UUUUCCCAAAUUCUGUUUCUCAUGUGCGGAUCUUUGUCCCAACAGGCUGUGGUCUGUGCUGAGACAGAGUCUGGUGGAAGGUUCAGCCCGUGGAGACGGCGUUCUCACCGGCGCGCUGGAUGCUCGCGUUAUCCAAAGGGCUCGGCGGGGAUGAGAACCACGUCUGGCCCACGAGACGCCAGCCCUGAGAGUUUCUCAAUGGUUCCUCCCGGACUGACGGCUGCCUGGCACCCAAGGGCAGGCUGACGGCUUGCGGUCCCCGGCCUGUCCUCCCCCCACACACGUGGCUGGUCAUCUUGGCAGCCUGGGCGAGAGGGCAGUUCUGGCGGUGCUGCGGGUGUCCGGAGGGGCAGCUGUGCUAUGAGUUGGUGUCUAUGGAUGGUCUCCCUUGCCCUGGUCUGCAGCAGCUUCACUGAGGCAGGUAACGGUGAGGCAGAGCCCCGCGCUGUGAUCGGCCGGACAGGCGAGAGCACCAUUUUGGGCUGUGACCUGCUCAAGCCAGCCGAGGCGAGCCCCCCACUGUACGUCAUCGAGUGGGUGCGCUUCGGCUUCCCGCUCCCCAUCUUCAUCAAAUUCGGCCUCUAUUCUCCGCGUGUCGAUCCGGAGUACGUAGGUCGCGUGCGGAUCCAGGAAGGGGCUUCGCUCCGCAUCGAGCAGCUGCGCACAGAGGACCAGGGCUGGUACGAGUGCCGAGUUCUCUUCCUCAACCGUCCGAGCAGUGAUGAUGAGUUCAAGAACGGCACCUGGAUCCAUCUCACUGUCAAUUCUCCCCCCGCCUUCCAGGAGACGCCGCCAGCGUUUGUAGAGGUGCAAAACCAAAAGCCCGUUGCUCUCACCUGUUUGGCAGCUGGCAACCCCCAACCCAUGGUCACCUGGAAGAGGGACAACCAAGCCAUCAAAAGCGGAGACAAAGUGCAGGUGAAGAACGGGACACUUUUCUUUGCCAGUGUCGAUCGGGCCAGUGCCGGGGCAUACACAUGCCAGGCUACCAGUGAGGAAGGAAGUAUCACCCACACGACCCGCCUGUUGGUCCAAGGACCACCGGUCAUCGUGGUGCCUCCUCAGAACAUCACGGUCAACGUCACCCAAGAUGCCUUCUUGGCCUGCCAAGCUGAAGCCUACCCCGCCAACCUUACCUACAGCUGGUUCCAAGGGAGCACCAAUGUUUUCCAUGUCAGCCACCUGCAGUCCCGAAUUCGUGUCUUGGUAGAUGGAAGCCUUUUGGUCCAGAAAACGACCCCGGAAGAUUCGGGACGGUAUACCUGUGUUCCCAGCAACGGGCUGCGGAGAUCCCCCUCUGCCUCGGCCUUCCUCACUGUUCUGUAUCCGGCGCGAGCGGGCGACAUGCCUCCGGAGACCCUCCUGCCGAUAGGAAUGCGAGGCACCAUCAGGUGCCCCGCCAAAGCCAGCCCUCCACUGCUGUUCAUCAACUGGACCAAAGAUGGGCAGCCGUUAGAGUUAGACAAGUUCCCUGGUUGGUCCAUGAGCCCGGACGGCACCCUUGUCAUUGCCACGAGCAACGACGAUGCCCUUGGUGUGUACGCUUGCAUCCCGUACAACAGCUACGGUACUGCUGGCUCUUCGGCCCCCACUCAAGUCCUCUUGAAGGACCCACCUGUGUUCACCCUGCGACCGAAGGAGGAGUACUUCCAAGAGGUGGGGCGAGAGCUGCUCAUUCCGUGCGCUGCCCGAGGUGACCCCACGCCUGUCCUCUCAUGGACCAAGCUGGGCAGCAAGACCCUGGCAAAUGCCCAGGCAGACAGCAACGGCAGCCUGGUCUUGCGCCCGCUGACCAAGGAGCAGCACGGCUUGUGGGAAUGCGUCGCCAACAACGGCGUGGCCCAGGUCAGCGCCGUGACCACCGUCUACGUGCUGGGCACCAGCCCCCACACCGUGGCCAACGUCUCUGUGCUGCCCCUGCAGCAGGCAGUCAACAUCACCUGGGAGCCAGGCUUUGACGGCGGCUAUUUCCAGCGGUUCAGCAUCUGGUACACGCCGCUGCUGAAGCGCUUCAACCGCCCUCACCACGACUGGGUGUCUCUGCCAGUGCCCGCCGGUGCCUCCCACAUCCUGGUGGAGAACCUGCAGCCAGACACGGGUUACCAGUUCAGCGUUCUGGCCCAGAACAAGCUGGGCAGCGGUCCCUUCAGUGAGAUUGUCACCACCGUGCCACUGGGUUUCCCAACAAGCACCGUGCCAUCAGAUCCCCCGACUACCCAAUUCCAGAUCUUCCUUUCCCCACCUCAGUCCCUGACGGCCAACGAGACCACGCGAGGGGUUUUGCUGCUGUGGGAACCCCCGUACCAGUUCUCCGUGGCCCUGACCGGCUACGCCCUGGAGCUGCGGCAAGACCAGGGCGCCUGGGAGGUGCUGGAGAGAGCCAUUCCCAGCUCGGAGACGCAGUUCCUGGUGCCUGGACUCAUCAAGGACGCCUUCUACGAGUUCCGUCUGGUGGCCUUUGCUGGCAACUACAUCAGCGACCCCAGCAAUGCAGUCAAUGUUUCCACAACAGGCAUGGAGGUGUAUCCGUCCCGUACCCAGCUCCCGGAGCUCUUGCCCCAGCCCGUGCUGGCCGGCGUGAUCGGAGGCGUCUGUUUCCUCAGCACAGCUGUCAUCUUCAGCACCGUGGCGGCCUGCAUCAUGAACCGCAGGCGAGCUGCCCGUCUCCGGAAACGCAGGCAAGUUGCUCUCCAUGUGAUUUCCCCUUUGUGUUCUCAUGACCUUCCAGAUCCACCAAUCGUCUUCUCCCCCAACAAGAAGCUUCUGCCUUCACAAAAUUCUACAGGCUCUGCUAGCCCAGACAGUGUUGUGAAGCCGGCGUUCCAGACCUCGCCAUGCCAGAGCCUGCGCCGGACCCUGCUCUGGGGGGAGAAGGCCAGCGCCUCCCGGCUGAGCUUCACUGUUGCCGGUGGCCGUGCCGGGACGGGCUCCAAGUACAUGCUCUACGAGAGCCACGCCGGGGAGCCGCUGCCGCUGGAGCACAUCCGCCGCGGGCCCGAUGGCCGCUUUGUGGUGCAGCGCGAGGAGCGGCCCCGGGAGCGCCUGGCAGCCCUGGCGGAGCGACUCUCCCUGUCGCUCGCCUCUUCGGAGAGCAGCGUGUGCCGGCCGGAGCCUUACCUGCAGGUCGGCUCUCCAGCUGGGCCCGAGGAGCCCGUCUGGCAGAGGAGCAUCCCCCUGAGGCCGAGGCACUCUGGCCAGGCCCGCCGCGAAGCCAAGGCCUCCGGCUACUGCCAGGGCCGCUACUUUGACUACAGCAGCAGCAGCCCAACGGAGGAAGCCAUGCCCCUGUGCAUUGCCAACAUCAGCCCGGUCGCCACCGUGCCCUAUGGUGCCACCACCGAACAGGCCCAGACUUCCCAGGGCUCGGAGGGGCAUCUGCGGAGGGUGGCUGCCGCUGCCUCUUCCUCGCCAGUAAGCUGGCUGGGGGGCCCGUCCUUGCCGGCAUCCGGCGGACCUCCGGACGGCCACAUCAGCACCAGCGCCUCAGUCCAGAGCGGGAUCCUGCAGUAUCUGAGCCUGCCCUUCUUCAAGGAGAUGAAUGUGGAUGGCGACUGGCCCCCAGAGGAGGACGAGGGAGGCGGGAAGCCACCCUCCAAGCCGGCCCUCCCGGAGGCUCCCGGCAGCCCUGAACUCACCCUACGGGGAGACGAGGACAAGACCUUGGCCUGCCCGGCCUACAUGGAUGUGGAAGCGACUCCGGACAUGGCCCAGGAAAAGGCCUUGACCAAAGCUCUGCUCAGGCCCCCCGACGCCAACACCGGCCCAGUCAAGGCCGCCCUGCCCGGCUCCUCGCUCUGCCCCAGUCGCCUCGGCUCCAGUGCGGACGCCCCACAGCCCAUGGAGCAUGACCCCUGGCUGCGGACGCUCUCACCUGCCCAGCCCCUUGUGGCCAGUGGCCAGGCGGAACCAGGAUGCACUGCUGUCCCCCCGGAACGCGACUGGCUCCGUGUGGCAGAGCCGCCCCCUGAGAGGCACAAGCUGCCCCCGGCCCUUCUCGCACAAGGCCUCCCUGCCGAGAAGCUGCUGCGGGGCAGCCUGACCAGCCAAAGCAGUGGCCGGGGCAGCGUGUCCUUCCUACGGCCCCCCUCACUGGCUCCGUCCUUGGCGGGCAGCUGCCUCAGUUCCCCCUUUGGAGAAGUGACCGGCUGGCAAGGCAGCUGCGCAGGAGACGAGGGCAAGCCGAAACGGGAGCCUUCGCUUGUCCCCAUCAGUAAAAGGAGGAACACGUCUGUGGAUGAGAACUACGAAUGGGACACGGAGUUUGCCCUGGAAUCAGACCUGCUGGAUGCUCUGCAGCUGUUUCGGAGCGGGAACCCCAAAAGACCAGUCUCUACCAUCGCGGCACAUGAGUUGGAGAAGCAGAGUUCGAAGGCCUCCAGUGAGAGCAGCGGCUCGCCCUCGAAUUCCCAGUCGGUGGGCGCCCUGGAUGGGUCCAGCUCCCCGGUACCCUUGCCCAGCCCCGAGGAGCGCUGUGCGGCGCUGCGCGAAGAGUUCCUGGCUUACCGCCGGCGCCGAGAGGCCAUCCAGCAGCGGCGGCGGAAGCUGGGCUCCGGCGAGAAGCAGAGGGACGAGCGCUUCGAGCAGGCCACCUUGCUGUGAGAGCGGCCCCCGCAGCCCAGCCUGGCCACGGUUUCCCCCCACCACAGGGAAAUCCUGCCUUCACGCGUGCAAAUGGGGGAUCCGGGCCCCGCGGGGUGAGUGGCGCCCCCUUGCGUCCACCUGACAAACGGCAUCUUGCCCCAUGCAGCCGGCAGCUCCAAAGACGGCGGUGGGGGAAGCACUGGCAAAGCUUUCCAGGGGCACAGGGGGCAGAGUGAGGAGAAAACACGUUGGAACUACUGGUUUAUUUCAAGCCUGA
This is a messenger RNA of Varanus komodoensis (Komodo dragon), 4858 nucleotides long. It is a transcript of the gene IGSF9, whose product is annotated as immunoglobulin superfamily member 9. Gene Ontology annotation, molecular function: protein binding. Bases 361 to 4599 code for a protein of 1412 amino acids. The transcript is spliced from 20 exons. Lineage: Eukaryota; Metazoa; Chordata; Lepidosauria; Squamata; Varanidae. The record is from RefSeq and is a predicted model, not a curated record. Gene Ontology annotation, biological process: cell-cell adhesion.